GAUAAAGCUGCAACCCAACCAGACAGUAAGCAUUCUGCGUAAGCAGUAAGCACAUGAACUUUGAUCUCCUCUAAUAGCCGCUUCUUCGAAUCUGAAAGGGAAGUUCUUUCUAGGAAUCUCUCACGCUCUCUCUCAAAAAGACAAUUUCCCAUAAAAAAGAAGGAAAAAAAAGGGAGGGCGUUCACGAAAAGGGUGGAAGGGGAGAGUCGGAGACCACCAUCUUCAGGCAGCAUUUUUCUGGAAAAGAAAAAGAAAAGCAUUCCCCACCCUUUCUCCUGAACUCAACCGACCAGCCACCUCCUCCAUCUCCGUCCGACUACCUCCUGCCGGCGACUGCUCGCAUCCCAUUCCCGGAACCCUACCUUACUCCUUCACCGUCACCUACUUCUUUACUCUCACGAAAAAAAAAAAAAGAAUCUUCGUCUUUCUCUACUCCGGGAACGGUCGCCAUUGAAGCCCCACACAAAACCUCGGAGCCACUGCCGAUCGACGUCGUCCGCCACCUCCAGAACAUCCUCCGCCCACUGCCAUUCGUCGUCGCGGUCCCUGACCUCGGUGGAGUCGACUGAAGCCGAACACGAGUUUGGAGUCGCUAUUCUCAACCUUCGCCGCUGACGAUGGCCACGUAAACCAAGCCAGUACAAAGUAUAUCCACCUAAGAGAAAGCUGCAACCCUACCGGACACUAAGCAUUCUGAGGAAGCACAUCAAACUUCAUCUCCUCUAAUGGCUGCUUCUUCAGAUUUGAAAGCAAAUUAUGAUGUCUUCCUGAGUUUUAGAGGUACAGACGUUCGAAAAAGCUUCCUUAGUCAUUUCUACACGGCGCUUGCCCAAAAAGGAAUCUACAGUUAUGUUGAUAGCGAGGAGCUUCGGAAAGGCGACUGUAUAAAGCCGGCGCUUAUGAAGGCGAUUGAGGAGUCGUGUAUUGCGAUCAUCAUUUUCUCUGAGGACUAUGCUUCCUCACCGUGGUGUUUGGAAGAGGUGGAGAAAAUCAUGGAGUGCAAGGAGCAAAGAGGACUCACGGUAUUUCCGGUGUUUUACAAAGUGGAUCCUAGAGAAGUGAGAACACCAAGAAAGAGCUACCGAAAAGCUAUGGUUAAGCAUGAGAGAAAGUUUGGGAGAGAUUCAGAGAAGGUGAAGAGAUGGAAAAAGGCUCUCCUUGAUGCGGGUAGCUUGUCUGGGUGGGAUUUGAAGGAUAAAGAUGAAGUAGAUCUUAUCAAUAGAAUUGUGCGGGAGAUCUCUAUGCAACUGGACCGAAAACCAUUACACGUUGCCAAGCAUCCGGUUGGAAUACAUCGACAAGUGGUAAAGCUGGAAUCUAUGUUAAAUCUUGAGUCUCAUGAUGAUGUUGUCAUGAUAGGAUUAUGGGGACAAGGAGGCAUAGGAAAAACAACAUUAGCCAAAGCCCUUUAUAAUGAUAUAUUCAGAGGAUUUGAUGCUUCAUGUUUUUUGGCAAACGUUCGUGAAACUUCAAAAGAUUCCAAAGAUUUAGUUCAUUUGCAGGAAAAAUUGUUGUCUGAGAUAUUAGUGGGAAAAGAAUUAACAAUGUUUAGUGUUGAUGGAGGUAUUAAUUUGAUGCAACAUAGACUUUGCCGCAAAAGAGUCCUCCUUGUUCUCGACGAUGUCAAUGACGUAAAACAAUUAAAUGCUUUAGCUGGAGGGCGUGAAUGGUUUGGUAAAGGAAGCAGAAUCAUCAUUACUACAAGAGAUAACCAUCUAUUAACUGUCCAUGGGAUAGAUGAAGAUCAUAUCUAUGAAGUUAAAAUUCUAGAUGAUUUGGAAGCUCUUGAACUUUUCGAUAAACAUGCUUUUCUUGGAAGUAAGGAAAUAGUGAUAAGCAGGGAUCUUGUGGAUAGUGCUUUGCAUUAUGCUGAUGGCCUUCCUUUAGCAUUGUGGUUGGGCUCUUACUUAUGUGGUAGAAGAGAACAUGAGUGGGAAAGCGCAUUGAAUAAACUUGCUAAAAGUCCUGACAAAACCAUCAAUGAUGUUCUCAAGUUAAGUUACAAUGGAUUAGAGGACUGUGAAAAGGAGAUAUUCCUUGAUAUUGCAUGUUUCUUCAAGGGGCAAUCUAUAGAGUACAUCAUGGAAGUCCUUAACAGUUGCGACUUUGACACAACUAUUGGAGUAGAAGUUCUUGUUGAGAAGUCCUUAAUAACUAAAGAAUGGGAUUCAAUACAAAUGCAUGACUUGAUUCAAUUGAUGGGCAUGGACAUUGUUAAACAAGAAUGUCGCGAUGAUCCUAGAAGACGCAGCAGGUUAUGGCUUUGUGAAGACGUCCAUGAUGUUCUGUCAGGGGAUAUGGGCACAAAUGCAGUAAAAGCCAUAGUUUUGGUUUUACCCCAGGCAGAAACAAUAUACAUAGGUCCAAAUGCUUUCACAAACAUGAGAAUGUUGAGGUUGCUUGUCAUGAUUAAUGUGCAUAACUCUUUCCAAGGUCCUAUCUGUCUUCCUAAUGCACUGAGAUGGUUUCAAUGGCCUGAAUGUUCUUCUUCGGUUCUUGAAUUUCUCCCUGGCCCAAAGAAGUUAGUCAAACUUGAUCUACGGAAAAGCAACAUUCAAGUCGUGAUGGACCAAUUUAAGGACUUUAAAAAUUUGAAGUUCCUUAACUUCAGUAAAUGUCCGUCAGUGGUUUGUAUGCCAAACCUUGAUUUGACUCCAAAUCUUGAAGAACUGGAUCUUCAUGGGUGCAAAAAUUUGGAGCGUGCUCACGAAUCAGUUGCAUAUCAUGCCAAGUUACGGUUGUUGAAUUUAAAAGGGUGUUCUAACCUUUAUCAUUUCCUUGAUGUGCUCCAAUCCAAGAAUCUUCAAGUUCUCAAUCUUAUUGGUUGCUCAAAGUUGCAAAGAUUCCCUGAUAUUCCGGAUAAAAUCAAAGGCUUAGAAGAACUUUAUUUAAGAGGGACUUCAAUUGAAGAACUUCCUACAUCCAUAGAAAAUCUUGUCUAUUUGGAGAAAUUGAAUUUAAUUGAUUGCAAGAAACUGGCAAACCUCCCACCUAGCAUUUACAAGUUGUCAAAUCUUGAGCGCUUGAUACUUAGUGGUUGUUCAAAACUAAAAAAGUUUCCCAUAAAGGAGGAUUUGUGUGACCCGCAUAGCAAGAUGGGGUUUCCUAAACUAGUGACCUUAAGGCUUGAGGGAUGCAAUCUAUUGGAAGGAGAGUUCCUGAAGAAUCAUUCAUGUUUUCCACGGUUAAGAAAUUUGUAUUUGUCCAUACACAAUUUUGCUAAGCUUCCAACGUGCGGGCAUCUACAUAAAUUGCACAACUUGCGUGUUUCGGAAUGCGGACAGCAACAAGAGAUUGGCAAGAUUCCAGGGCAAUUGCAGCCUUUAUCGGCAAUGAAUUGUGAAUCUCUAAGUAAAAUUCCCUCCGACAUGUGGGCUGUUAACCAUAUUGAUGAACUGCUGCUUAAUAAGCUGUUUCAUCCCAGAGAGUAUUGCUACAUUCUUCUACCUGGAGGAGAGAUGCCGCAUUGGUUGCUCUCGAAUAAAGAGGGUUAUAUAUCUUUCCCGGCUUCAAAGGACUUGUAUAAGAAAUUCCUAACAUUAACAAUCUGCUUUAUAUAUCGAGUGAAGGAAGGGAAACGAAAUGCCUCAUAUCGCUGUCAUCAAUACGUUAAUGGCAAAUUCGAUCAUAUCGAGGGAAACAGACUUCCUUUAGUGUAUUCGGAUCAUGUAUGGCUUAAAUGUCGUAGGAUACACAAAGUUUGGCAAGGAGACCCUUUUGGUCCAAAUGACUGGAGUUCUUUCCAGCUUGGCAUUAGAGUAUCAAGUGGCGUAAUUGUAAAAAAGUGCGGAUUUCGAAUAAUAUGCAAGUCAUUAGAGGAUGAUUUGGAGGCUUUGUAUCAAGAGGAAAAGUUGCAGGAUCCAGGUUUGAUCUAUGAGAUUUGGCAUAGCGAUGAAGAAACAACCACAGAGGAAGAAAGGCACCCGGCAAAUAAGCUGGGGCGAUUCCAUGAAGAGGAUGCAAUCUUACAACAAGACCCUAUAUCUUCUGACGACGAAUACGACGAGAUGCUGCCUAGCAAGGGCGACGAGGCUUAUAUUGAUCUCAUGCCUAGCUUCCCACGCAACGAUAUCAUGGCUGACUUUUCAGUUGAGAGGUAUCGCUAUCCCACAAUUUCUACUUACUCCAGAGAUAUUCUCCUUGGAGGAGAUAUGCCAGAGGAGUUCGUCCUUGUUGAAGGCAGUACCAUAUCUUUCAUGGUUUCACGAGACUUUUAUGAUAAGUUCAUGGGAUUAGCUCUCUGUGUUGUUUUCAGUGUAGACAAUGGAGAAAAGGAAAUACUUUUCGACAUCGUGCCCCAUGUUAACGGCCAAAGACGAAAUAGGCUAUCAGGAUCUCUUGGUUCAUUUGAUUCGGAUCACAUGUGGAUUCAAUAUCUCAAACCAAAUGUGCUGUGGGGAAUGUUGGAGGGAGCAGUUGAUUUUCUUGAAUUUGAUGAGGAUCGCUUACGAUUUAGCCUCACACUCAGCAUAUUGGGUGGAACUAUGAAAAAGUUUGGAUAUGUGCUAAGAUGCAAGCAAAUAGAUGAUGAUUUGAAGGUUGUGCUUGAAGACAAUCAAUUAGUGGAUCCAGCUUCAAUCUAUGAAAUGAAGUUCGAAGAAUUCUUUUACAAAUUUCUCCCACGCCAAAAGGAGGGAUUGGAAUGCCAAAGGGAGGAAUCGAAACGCCUAAUGGAGGAAUCGGAAUGCCAAGAGGAAUGCGCAAGGGAGAAAUUGAAACAGCAAAUGGAGGAAAUGAACGCCAGUGACAGCAGUGACAACGAAACAGAUUAAAUGGGAAGAGGCGAGUGUAGUAGUGUUGGCAUGCAGCUCUAAAGUACGCAAUUAUUAAGCUAGCGGAACAAAUUGAGGGUUGGCAUAUGUUUCCCGAUAUGUCGGAACAUCUGUGUUUGUCGUUGAAGUAAGAGAUGGCGUUCAAUUCAAUAUCUAAUGUUAGAUUCGAAAAAUGGAGAGAGGGUGACUUGGUAAGGCACUUCAAUCCAAUAGAACGUGGCAUCAUGUUUGGUUCAAAUAUCUCCAGCACGUGUAGUCAAAUCAUAUCAAUAAAUGAUAUAUCAGUGUUUUUCAUUACUUAGAUUGGGUGGAGUUAACAAAAAUACUAAAUUGUAUUGAUUGGACAGAUUUUAAGACUAGAUUUCACUUUUUGAAAGUUUUGGAACUUAUUUUACAACUUAUGGAGUACUUAUUUAUAAACAAAUUGUAUUCAUAUUUCA
Eucalyptus grandis is the source of this 5212-nucleotide messenger RNA. Its product is annotated as TMV resistance protein N. Gene Ontology annotation, biological process: defense response; signal transduction. Gene Ontology annotation, molecular function: ADP binding. The record is from RefSeq and is a predicted model, not a curated record. NCBI's taxonomy places the organism in Eukaryota, Viridiplantae, Streptophyta, Magnoliopsida, Myrtales, Myrtaceae.